ACACACGAGUCUUCUAUUUUUAAGCUAUAUUGACCUUAUACUUAUUUAAAGUGAUUUAUAUUUUGCAGCUCCUGUUCUAAAUCCGAGGUAUGCAUAUACGAUGGAUCCAACUCAACAAAUAUUUCGUGGACUCAAAGAUACAUUUCAGCGCAUGACGGAUCUCCAGAGCGCCGUGCAGGCAUUGUAGGAGUUUGACGUGUUUCAGCAGAAGGUUGGCGAGUAUGGCAGUGAAAUGGCAAUGCGGAUGGCGAUGGACCCAAAGACAUCCUCAUUGUCCUGGUGGAUGAUGUUCGGAUCAAGCACUCCAAAGCUGCAGUACCUUGACAUGAGGCUUGUUUCGCAAUGUUGUUCGUCCAGUGGAUGCGAGCGGAACUGGAGUACUUUUGCAUUGCUGUAUACAAAGGUUCACAAUCGGUUGUCGCACAAGAAACUUAACAAGCUUGUCUAUGUCAACUACAACCUUCGUCUCCGACUUAAGGAGGUCUCCGGCCCACCGAUGCGUGAAGAAGGUGAUUUCAUUGACCAGCUGGCCUAUGUUUCUUUCUAUGAUGAGAAUAAUCUGGUGCGAGAAUGGAUGGAAUAUGGUAGAUCUAUCCGGGCUCCAGUUCCGGACGAGGAUGAUGAUGACGGCGACAUCCCUCUCUCGUCCCAUCUUGUCAGAGAUCAAAUAAACGUGCCAGAUUUACGUGAGGCUACGGGGGAUGAUUCCAUCAGCGUUUGGGCACGUAAAAAUGUGGAUGACACUCACCUAGAGAAGAGGAAGUUGCAGAAGGGGCCUACAAAGGGUGACCCGAAGCGUCAAAAAAGCAAAGGAACAUCAAAACCAGUAAGCAGCGGCACCGAGACUGAUGAUGGCGAAGGUGAGCGUAGUCCUCCAUAUCAGAAGUCCAAAGAUAGCACCUCGGCCGAUGAUAGUGAUGAUAGUGACGGUGUUGAUGCUGGUGGUGGUGGUGGUAGUGGUGUUCGUUUCACAGGUAUACAUUGCACAUACAAAUACACACAUAUUACUGACUAUGAGUAUUGACUACUAAUUAUGAUAUAUGGUUGAUUGCAGGGGAGACUCGGUUCACACAUGCUACUCAGGACACCGACCAUGGAGCACCGCAAUCGCAGAGGGGAACAGGU
Molecule: messenger RNA, 1125 nt
Organism: Panicum virgatum (switchgrass)
Lineage: Eukaryota; Viridiplantae; Streptophyta; Magnoliopsida; Poales; Poaceae
Exons: 2
Coding region: 233-1024 (263 amino acids)
Molecular function (GO): protein dimerization activity
Source: RefSeq, a predicted model, not a curated record